Molecule: messenger RNA, 1200 nt
Organism: Teleopsis dalmanni
Lineage: Eukaryota; Metazoa; Arthropoda; Insecta; Diptera; Diopsidae
Exons: 1
Coding region: 1-1200 (399 amino acids)
Source: RefSeq, a predicted model, not a curated record
AUGUGCACUACUAAGGAACUAGAAGAAUCCAUAUUUAAAUUCUGGGAAUCAGAGGAAAUUCCAGAUUCAACUUCGGAACUCACAGAAGAUGAAUUGCGUUGUGAGUCACAUUUUUCGCAACAUACUUUUCGAGGAAGUGAUGGCAGAUUUGUUGUGAAACUCCCACUAAAGAAUCAUCCAUCAGUGUUACCAGAUACAAAAGGAAUCACUUACGAGAGGUUCAAGACAAUCGAGCGCCGUUUCAUUCAAAAUCCUGAUCUAAAGAAUCAAUAUGUUUCAUUUAUGAGGGAAUAUGAAGCAUUGGGACACAUGACAAAAUUCAGCGGUAGCGAAUUAAUAUCUCCCCAAUAUUUCAUCCCUCACCACUGUGUGCUACGUCCAGACAGCUCAACAUCAAAAUUGCGAGUUGUGUUUGACGCAUCAGUACACAAAUUAUCAGGGUCAUCACUAAAUGACAUAAUGUUUAAUGGUCCAAAAGUUCAAGACGAACUGUUUUCGAUUUUGCUCAGAUUUAGAAUGCACAAAUAUGUUUUAAAAACUGAUUUGGAAAAAAUGUACCGUCAAAUAUGGGUUAACAAAGAUGAUCGAAAUCUGCAACUCAUAAUGUGGCGAGAAAAUCCCACAGAACCACUUAAUUAUUAUCAGUUGAAUACAGUUACUUAUGGCACAAGAGCAGCGCCAUAUUUAGCAACACGCUGUCUAACAAAAUUGGCGGAUGAAUAUCAAGGAAAUUAUUUAUAUGGCGCCACAUCUUUAAAAAGGGAUUUUUAUGUUGACGACGGUCUCAUAGGAGCUGAUACCAUCACCGAAGCGUUACUAAUUCAACAACAAUUAAUAACAAUUCUAGACAAGGCUGGAAUGAAACUAAAAAAAUGGUGUGGAAAUAACCCAAAACUUUUACAUGGAAUCGCUCCAGAAGAUCAAGAAGUAAAUCUCAAUUUUGAUUCCAAGAAAACCCAAUUCACAAAGACGCUGGGUCUUUCAUGGUUACCAAAGUCAGAUUCAUUUCGUAUCAAGGUUAACAUUCGAGAGCAUAGUCACACAACAAAACGAUCUAUGAGCUCCGAUUUGGCAUACAUAUAUGACCCCUUUGGUCUUAUUGGUCCAAUCUUGGUCACCGGUAAAAUCUUGUUGCAAGGAGCAUGGCAGCUAAAACUCGAUUGGGAUGAUGAUCUUCCGUCAGAAAUACGUAAACAAUAA